Fusarium proliferatum ET1 is the source of this 1827-nucleotide messenger RNA. RefSeq lists its product as uncharacterized. The coding region runs from base 1 to 1827 and encodes 608 amino acids. NCBI's taxonomy places the organism in Eukaryota, Fungi, Ascomycota, Sordariomycetes, Hypocreales, Nectriaceae. The record is from RefSeq and is a predicted model, not a curated record. The transcript is spliced from 2 exons.
AUGGCUCCGACAAGUCGCAUCGCCUUUUUGGCGCUGUCGUUCCUCCUUUCAGGCCGUUUCGCAGCAGCUGAAUGCGAAAUUUCUGGCAAUUACACAAUUAUCGCUGCACCCGACGACCAAGAUGGAGUUCAAUCCUGCAAAGAUGUCGAUGGCUCUUUGUCGCUCCUCUUCGAUAAGGAUCCCUCUUCCUGGCCAUCCGAUAAGGCCACGGUAGAUCUCGGCGACAUCAGUUCACUUACCGGUGACCUUGUCAUUUAUCCCCACCACGAUUCGAAGAAGACGGUUGUCACGGCGUCGAGUCUGAAGACAAUUGAAGGAGCCCUUACGAUAUGGAACACAGGAACCGGGAAGGACCACACGAUUGAGGAGUUCGACCUGGUAUUCGGCGCGUUAGAGGAAGUGGGCAAAGAUUAUGUUAUCACGGAAGCUUUUGCCAAGCUCUCACUUGAGCACAAGGCUGAUAUCACAGUGGGAGGUAUGGCGAGAGUCUACGAUACCGAUGUGGAGGAGUUGCAGUUGAACGGAGUGUAUACCGUCAAUGGAGACUUCUCAAUCGACUCUAAUAGCGAUAUGAAGGAGCUCGAUGUCCCGGCGCUUACAUACGCUAAUAAGGGCCUUAUUGUCAAGGGCAACAAUGCUCUUGAGAAGGUCUCAUUUGCAAAGCUGGAGGGGGUCAAAGGAAAUAUGCAGUUCAACCAGAAUGGUGCGCUGCAGACUAUUUACCUCGCUGCCCUGGAGUCAGCUGCAACCAUGUCUAUCACCGCCAACGGAAAUGAUGCUACCGUGCUGCUGCCUUGGCUGUCGUCCAUCGGAAACAGCACUACUACUGCGACCUCAGACUUCAGCGGACUUGGCAAGAUUGAGUUUUCGUCCCUACGCACUGUCAAUGGUUCACUGACCUUUGAGUCUAACUCGUUUGAGGAUCUUACUAUUCCUUUGAUCAAGGAGAUGAAUGGUGGCAUUACUGUGGAGGACAACCCUUCUCUGACGACGUUUGCUUUGCCGAGAGUUACAUACGUGGAUGAACUAGACAUCAGCAGCAACGACAAACUCACCAAUAUUACAGCCAACGCUCUCAAGUCUGCUGGCACAAUUGCGAUCAAAGGAUCGUUCACAAACGUGGAGUUCUUCAACCUCAAGAAGGUUACGGGAGAUUUCAAGGUCGUCGGUGAUGAGUCUAUGGACUGCAGUUGGUUUGAUGCCAAUAUCAAGAGCAUUGUUGAAGGAAAAUACACAUGUGUCGGAGAUCACGACAAGAAGGAGAGAAAGCCUAGUACUGGAGGCAUUGAGGAUACCGAGGGUAACCCCAAGGAUUAUAUGACAUCCCCUGACGAUGAUGGAGGUAAUAGUGGUAGCGGCAGUGGCAGCAGUGGAAGCGAUAGUGGCUCGGGCAGUGGAAGUGGAAGUUCCGACGGUGACAAAGAAGGCUCAAAGGGAGGGCUUUCAACAGGUGCAAAGGCCGGCAUUGGCAUCGGCGUUGCGAUCAUCGUUGUUCUCCUUAUCGUUGGCGGGGUUAUGUUCUGGCUCUGGCGCCGCCGUCAGACCGCAGCACCCGGUGAAAAGCGCCUCGGCAGCAGUGGCAGCGGCUCAACCAAGAAGGGCAUCUUUGAUGGGCAGCAAAUGGGUGUUCAGACAAAGAUCGAGGCCACCAACCCCAGCCCGUCUCCUAGCAUCGGCACUUUGAAUUUCGGCCGCAACUCCCUCAUCGAGUCGACUGGUGGCUUUACCGAGAAGAGUCUCAAUGCCUGGAAGACGAUCCGAAGAGUUAGUGUUUCUUCGGGUGGUUCUUCGACUGUCAAGGAGGGAACUAGUAUUCUCAAGGGUUGA